AUGUUAAAAAAAUAUUCUGACAUGUAUUUUAAUCAAGAAUUUAUUUGUUUUAAUCAAGAAUUCAUUUGUUCAGUGUAUUUAGGAAGAAAAUGUAUUCUCAUUUUUAAGGAUAAAACUUCUCCUCUCCAAAAUCCUCCUUUUAAAGCAAUAGAAAUUGACAAAAUUAAAAAAAAAGAAUUUAUUGAAAAAAAAGAUAAAAGUAUUUGUGAACUUAGACUUACUGUUAAAAAUUCAAAUUCAUAUUUAUUUGAUAAAUAUAUUUUAUCAGGAGAUCAAAAUCAAAUUAAUAAUCUUCAAAGUCAAAUAGACACUUUAAGUCAAGGAGAAAUAAAAAUAUUUUCUUCAUCUCAAUUAAAAUUACUUUAA
Entamoeba histolytica HM-1:IMSS is the source of this 366-nucleotide messenger RNA. RefSeq lists its product as uncharacterized. The record is from RefSeq and is a predicted model, not a curated record. Lineage: Eukaryota; Evosea; Mastigamoebida; Endamoebidae. The transcript is spliced from 2 exons. The coding region runs from base 1 to 366 and encodes 121 amino acids.